CAGACAAGAAAACCGCUGGUUGAGAAGAGGAGAAGGGCAAGAAUAAACGAGAGCCUGCAGGAGCUAAGGGGCAUCCUAGCUGACAAUGAGUUUCAGUCAAAGAUGGAGAACGCAGAGGUUUUAGAGCUCACUGUGAAACGGGUACAAAGGAUUUUACAGAGCAGAUCAGCUGAGACUGACCGGUUGCAGAGAGAGGCCAGCGAGCGUUUUGCUGCAGGCUACAUCCAGUGCAUGCAUGAGGUGCACACCUUUGUGUCUAGUUGUCCUGGCAUUGAUUCCGGCCUGGCUGCAGAGCUGCUCAACCAUCUAUUGGAGUCUAUGCCUUUAAGUGAGGGGAACAUACAGGAUCUGGUCCUUGAUGUGCUUCUGGAUUCUCCUGUCUCGGAUUCUUCCUGUGGCCUGGGAUUGUUGGGAUCCUCCUCCGAUGACAGCUGUUCUGAUGCAGAGGAAUCUGAUAUUGUCAAGGGAGGGACAGAGCCUAUGCAGGACAGUGACAGGACCCCUGAGAUUCAGCCGCCUCCUGCCCCUUCAAUGUGGAGACCAUGGUGA
This is a messenger RNA of Staurois parvus, 549 nucleotides long. The record is from the annotation of a GenBank genome assembly. Lineage: Eukaryota; Metazoa; Chordata; Amphibia; Anura; Ranidae.